This is a messenger RNA of Cucurbita moschata (crookneck pumpkin), 1423 nucleotides long. RefSeq names its product mitochondrial phosphate carrier protein 1, mitochondrial. Bases 256 to 1173 code for a protein of 305 amino acids. Gene Ontology annotation, biological process: mitochondrial phosphate ion transmembrane transport. NCBI's taxonomy places the organism in Eukaryota, Viridiplantae, Streptophyta, Magnoliopsida, Cucurbitales, Cucurbitaceae. Gene Ontology annotation, molecular function: phosphate transmembrane transporter activity. The transcript is spliced from 6 exons. Gene Ontology annotation, cellular component: mitochondrial inner membrane. The record is from RefSeq and is a predicted model, not a curated record.
AACUUUUAGGGCCAUGUAUUUUCCAAUCGCGAACGUGGCUAUAUCCACAUCAAUGAAGAAAAAGGAGAAACAACGAAACAUUUCCCAAAACCCUUCACUUACCCAGUUGUGAUCUUCAUAACGAACCAGCCGCGCAGGGUAGAAAACAGGAAUUUCAAUCAAAUUCAUUGAUGGGUCUCUCUGAAAAAGCACGAACAGGGAGUGGCUUGGAGGUAAGAAUCUAGAACAAGAAGAAGGGUUUUGAGGGAGAAAGAGAUGAGAGAGGUUGAAGGAAGAAGGCUAUGCCAGGAGUUUUCAGCUGGGUAUUAUGGCCUUUGUACUGUUGGGGGAAUGCUCAGUGCUGGGGCUACCCAUCUUGCUCUUACGCCUCUUGAUGUCUUGAAGGUUAAUAUGCAGGUGAAUCCUAUUAAGUACAAUGGCAUUUCUUCUGGUUUUUCGGUUCUUUGGAGGGAACAAGGUCCUUCAUCCCUUUGGAGAGGUUGGUCCGGCAAGUUAUUCGGAUAUGGCGUUCAAGGCGGGUUCAAAUUCGGUCUCUACGAGUACUUCAAGAAGUCUUACUCUGAUUUGUUGGAAGGCCACAGCAGAAGUUCCAUAUACUUUCUCAGUAGUGCUUCUGCUCAAUUCUUUGCUGAUGUUGCUCUCUGCCCUUUUGAAGCUGUCAAGGUCAGAGUCCAAACACAGCCCUAUUAUGCCAAGGGAUUGGCUGAUGGCUUUCCAAAGCUAUACUACAGUGAAGGUCUUUCUGGUUUCUACCGAGGUCUUUUUCCACUUUGGGGACGAAAUCUUCCAUUCUCCAUGGUUAUGUUCUCGACAUUUGAGCAUUCGGUGGACUUCAUAUAUCGAAAGAUCAUUCAGCAUAGAAAGGAAGAUUGCUCGAGAACGCAACAGCUUGGUGUUACAUGUUUGGCUGGCUAUGCAGCUGGAGCUGUUAGUACUAUUGUCUCGAAUCCAGCUGAUAACAUUGUUUCCUCUCUUUAUAAUAAAAAGGCUGAUAGUAUAGUGCAGGCAGUGAAGAACAUAGGAUUUGGCAAUCUAUUUACUAGAAGUCUCCCUGUCAGAAUUGCACUUGUUGGUCCUCUUGUUACAUCGCAAUGGUUCAUUUAUGACACAAUUAAAGUGCUAAGUGGACUGCCUACAAGUGGAGGGGUCAACAGGCAAUUGGAAGAAGCUUAGCCAUCAACCUUGUUGGAGCUUUCUGGUGAAGGGCAGAACUGUUGAUCAUCAUCAGAUGAAUUCAAUAAAAAAAACAUGGUAAAUUUUACUUUUACCUCUUAUUUCCAUUUAGAUAAAUUAAAAUUUACCAAAAUCUAGUUAUUUUAUCGUUCUAAAUCUUUAGAUAUAUGUAUAUAAUAUUAGAAUAACGGGUUUUUGUUGCAAUGUCGUUGUCACGAAAUUUAUUUUUAUUGUUCUUUUUUCGAGUUCA